AUGGAACGAAUUUGGGUUUUCUUGGUCUGUGUAAUGUUCCUUGGAGCAGUUUCAACGGCUUCGGUAAAGUAUAACAUUUGGAAUCUGGUUUUAACUUGCCGAAUUCCAGCAAACCUUGUAGAUUUGGUAAGCACAUCUUUCCAAGAGAAGCUGAGGAUCGGAACUUGUCAAAGCAUGUUUGAAAUGAACCUUAUAAAUAUUACAUCCUAGAGACAUAGUUAGCAACAUAACGCAUGUUAAAGCUCGACUACUCCUAAACUUUUUGCGUCGCUGCAAUGUCUUUCAGACUCCGUGCAAAGCUUCUUUCUUUUGGUCAAUCGAAAUUGAAAGUAUAAAUCACACACAACUUGAUUACGUAUGGAUUUACUGACUUGCAAUCUAAUUAAGUUGAAUUUUCGUUAAUUUUAUUUCCUAAGAUCAAAGGAGACCCUUCGUUCGAACGUAUGCUGCACAAGGUGAGUUCAAAGAGGUAAAACAUGCUGCUAUGGAGGUGGGUUGGAGGCGGGGGCUGGGCAGGGCCGGGUAUUGUUCCCGGGGUGGGGUGUUUUGACUGACCUUACCGGGGAAGGGGAUAUUUGAAUCUUUCUUUUUCUGAUGAGGCAACUUGGGCAGAUGAGACUGAGGCCAACAUGACAUUUUCCUGCUUCACAGUUGCACCUUGUUUCCUUGAAAUCUUAAUGAUCACCAGAUUUUAAAACAAGAUUCUGGCUUUGUUUACAAUGAAAGGAGGUCUGGUAAAUCUUCCAGAUCAGAGGGCUACCAAGGGGUAGAAGCGCCAGGCAACAUAGUCCCGAAAACUGGCAGCAAUCCUCUUGGAAAGCACCCACAGUUGACAGAAAAAGAGGAAAACUGUGACAGCAACAGUCCAUUUUUUAAGUUUUGAAAGUGACAAUGUGGUCACUUUUGCUUUUUGGCUCUUUUGUUAGCCAAAUAACCAACUCUCUUCUAUUUUUUUUACAAACAUUUUCUGUUAUUUUCUUUGGAGCAUGUUGUUAUUAUAGUAUUCACAUUCAAAAAUAGUCUCUUCAGGGAGGAAGGUUGAUAACAAUUAAUGCACUAUAUUCUCGGUAAAUUUCAAUUUGAGUAUCGCAAAAAUUUAUGCUGAACCGACAGCGACAUUUUUCCUAACCUACCAGGUAACAUGCAGUCUUAGAUAAGACCAACAAAGUGACAGCAUACCCCUCUCCCCCUUGGAAGUCCUCAAAUCAGACUUAGAAGGGAGGGGUGUGACCUCUUGCCAUUUUUUCCUGCUCCAUUCUCUUUGCACCACCCCUAUAUACCCUCUGGACACCUGGAACAAUUUAUAACAGAGUGAUAAGGCACUGUGGCUGAGUGUUUGGCAUAUCAGAUUUGCAAUCAGGAAGUCCCAGGUGUGAGUCCCACUAACAAACUCUGGCUGGAUUUGUUCUUGGUUGUCCCACGUUCAAAUCCUUGGGAUGUGUAGCUAGCCUGGGAUGGGUUGCAACUCUCACCAAACUCUCACUUGAAGAAUAUCGUUGACAGUUAUUAAAAAACAAAUUAAAUUUAAUUCACUCUGAUCUGCUACAUUUUUGUUAAAAUUUUUGUCAUGCUCACAGAAAUAAUACACAGUAAAUUUAUUUGAUAGUUUUCAGACAAGGACUGUGUUAACAAUGCCUAUCCACCCAAGGAAAGGUAUGGUCUUAAUCUAAUUAGAAAAAAAUAUAUAUUUAGCAAGUUUUUGUGAUAAUAUUAAUUGUCUUACUAGCCUGAGGACUGAGGCGUGUCAAAGUCGAUCACAACCGUGUGGCUGAAGAUGUUUGAUUUGAUUGGUCAUAGUGUGUAGUUUUAUAAAAUUAGAACUGCACACAAAACAAAGUCUACCAUGUGAAAGUACUACUGAAGAAGUUUCAUUUGAAUGGUCACACCACAGGAUUUGAUCCGCAGAAACAAAAGUUACAACUGCAUGAAAAUCAUUUAGAACUCUCUGAAAGUACUGUUGAAGACUCCAGAAGUGUGCAUUGGACAAGAGGAGGGAGAUAACGCGGACCUUCCUCUUAACCAACAUUAGUUCCCUUUUGAAUCUCUGUAUUGUUUAUUGUUUUUAUUCCCUAGGAAAGUAGGCUGGGAAAUUGUGAACCUUGAUCUUCCUGCAAACCAGAGGUACAAUGAUCUUGCAAGCAAGAAAGUAAAAGAGGUGGAUCAUGUUUUUUGUUAAUCUGUGUUGUGGUCUGUGUUAUUUUUCGAGCUUAGUUAUGUGUAGAAUAUGGUACCUAGAAAGUCUUAUAGCUAGCUCUUGGAAUAUUUUGAAUCUCAAAAUCGUUUGUGGUGAUUGAAUCUCAAAAUCUUGAAGUAUUUUGUUUGGUUCUUUUAAUCUUGGAAUCUUAUACGUUUGCCCCAAACCCAGCUUGCAUAUGCAUUUUUCUUGUCAUCUUGGGGAUUUGCUUUUUGUCAGCCCUCUUUUUUUUUCUUCAAUAAAAGUUUUUAUCAUUUAACAUUGAACAAAAAAGUCAGUUCUGCUUUUUUUUCAAAAUUGUAUGUUCUUGUUUUUAAGCUCCUCAAUUUGCUGAGCUACAUCAAGAACUUUACAAGCUUUAUCAUGGAUGGCAAGUUGUUUGGAAUUAUAGACAAAGACUUGGUAUGUUAACAUGAUUAUCUGGGCAUAUAUACUUGACUCCUUGAUUGCUUUGCUCCAUUUGAAGUAAUUUCUCCUAUAGUUUCCAUGCCAUCGCACUUGUCCCAAAUUCAGUCUACUUGGAUACUUGCGGUCGGUGAAAUCUUAGGCUCGCUAGAAACCACUUUACUCAGAAUUUGCAAUGAACUGCCAUGCAAAGAGGGGGUCGGUAAUUUCUAUCUAGGCCAGGGGUGCAAGCAGCAUACUACUUGUAGGCUCCACUGUAUUAUGUGCUAGUUGUAAUUCAGAUCUUUAUAAAGUGGCCCUGUGGCUGUCGGCCUUGCGAAGAGUUUGUGCCUUUACUACAACUACACCAUCUAAACUUUGGACCUUUAUUUGUUAAUCUUUUGCUUUGCGUAGGGUCCUCUGGCUGACACGCUUCCAGCGCCAUAUGGGGAUGAAAUCAAGGGAUUAUCUCAAGCAACAGGAAUUCCUCUUGGUAUGAAGGAAUAAUUUAUUUUGCUCCUCUCUCCCUUUCUACUGCUCAACAAUUGCAAGAGAUCUAUAAAAUUAUUUUGUAAUAUUUAAUGUCCAGCUAUUUUUGUGUCAUUAUCCUCAUCUUCACCAUCAUGAACUCACCUAAAAGCAUCAGAAUUUGUCUUAUUUAAUGUUCCAAGGUUUAUAGCAUUUAUUCUUCUCUUGUCUUUCUAGGUGAAGUUGUGCUGUACAACAUCUUUUAUGAAGUUUUUACUCUUUGUACUUCUAUUGUUGCUGAAGAUAAAACAGGUGCAUUUUUAAGCUCCAUUUUUUGAGUUAGAGAAUACUGGUUCUUUCCUUUAUUCUACUUUAACUAUUCAUGAAUAAAGUUUUACAGCCUCUAGAUGCAACUGUUGGUAAUUUAAGGGUUAUGUAAUCCUUACAUGCCAGAAACUUUUUUCCAGGGAAUCUGUUUCAUGCUCGAAACUUGGAUUUUGGUCUGUUUCUUGGGUGAGUGCAAUCUGACUCUCAAGCAAUUUAUCUGUCCAUUUGAGAUUUGAUUAAGGUAUUUGUACUAAAUUUUUUAACUUAAAAGUAGUGCUGCAAUUACACCACUUUUAACUUCCAAUCAGUUCUAGUCUAUGAAAGUGUAUUCUUGGCUUCUACAUGUAUUUCACAAUACCACUCCAGUUGCACCCUGGAGGGGUGGGGUGGGUACAAAGAAUACUGCAGGUAAUAGUGGAGCUGUCCUGCACACAAAGCUCUCACAGUGGAGUGCCAUGGGUAAUAAAAUUUGGUAAUGAAAGAAAUUUUGGUAAUGAUAAAAUCAUCUACUGUCUCAGGUCCAUUUUUUUGAGAGCUCCACUAAUUUGGCUUUGGCUAAAUUUUUUUUAGGUGGGAUCAAAAGAAUGACACUUGGAUGUUGAGUGAAAUUCUUAGGACACUUAUUGUCAAUAUUGACUACCGUGUAAGUAUCAUUAAUAAAAUAAUUUUAUUAUGGUCUGUGUGGCAUGUGGUCUAUAAUUCCUAAUGAGAUAUUCCAUAGAGACUUGACAAUAUUACUUCCAACUUUGUUAAAUAGAACAAAUUGAUUACUACUGGUACUUUAUUUUCAGAGAAAUGGCCAGACAGUGUACAAAACAGUCGCCUUUGCUGGAUAUGUCGGUGUCAUAUCAGGACUUAAGCCAGUGAGAAUUCCAUUUAACUUAUGAGAGACAGCUUAACAAUCUAACACAAGGGCCCGGUUUUUCAUUUUUGUGCCAGAUGUUUCUUACUUGUUAAUGUACUUACUAGUGGUAACAACCUACAGAGAAAAAGCUUUGUAUUCAGCAGCCAGCUACAUAUGCCAACUCUCCCAAAUUACAUGUAUCUAAUGAUCUCCUUGAUAUGGCACAAAUCUUGCCGCCUCCCACCAUGGGUCACCAAAUCCCCUGGAUAAAAUCUAAUUUUCAAUCAAGUUUCAUGUGCUAAUUAGUUUGGAUUAAUUUAGGCGAUUUGUUUCAAAAUUAAAAAGAAUACAAUGUUUACAAUAAUAGUUCCGUUUCAGUGGCAUUUUGGCGUGUAUUUCAUCCCUGAGGUUAUUUGUGAAAUAGCAAUGAAUAAUAUAAUCUGUUAAUGCUCACAUGCUAUCCUGUGUUUGUGAAAAAUAGUAAUAAUAAUUAUUAUAAAGCUUAUUAUUGUUGAUUUUCAUUAGGGAGUGCUUACUCUUACAGUGAAUGAAAGAUUCAACAUAGAUGGAGGUUUUAUUGGUAAGAACUUAUUGAUCACUGAAUGCACAGUAGCUGAAUAAUUCAGAUAUAACAAUAAGUAUGAUAAGCGCUGAUAUUUUUUUAUUGGAACCCUAAGAACCUUCCAGGUGACACCAAUUCUGCCUUGAAUUUUACAUCUGUUUUAAAGCUUGAUCUUAGUAGAAAACCUACAAUUUAUUCUUGUAGUAUUUUUGUAAGUUCGUGCAAUGUUAGAAAAAAUUAUUUACCACUAAAUUAAAUAUAUCUAAAAAAUGAGGCCCCCUAAGGGGAGGAGGUAUGCACGUCCAUAGCCUGAAUUUCAAAUAUGGUCAUUUUGCAAUGUGAGGAGUAGGCCCUGUUGGUAUUUAACCCAUCUUUAUGACGUUUAUCGCCAUUUCAUCGAGACUUAAGUGCUGUUUCAGGGCCAUGCAGCUUGUCAGAAUUUGAUCCUACCAGGGUCUUGCUAAUAAAGUAAGUUCAAGAGAAGAACCAUGCAUGGUUGAAUAGCUAAAACUAUCUGCGAGUUUAUGCAACGGGACGGCUGGAAGAAGAGGAUGGCAAAACGCUUGUGUGUGACAAACGUGACAUGGCUAUCAAUUGCGUGUUUUGUCAUGAUUGUCACUUAACAUUAAGGUUUUCUGGUCUUUAAUGAAAAGAUCUGUUUUAAGGAAAUUAAAGUUUGGCAAAAAAUUGUUUCAAACAAAAUUAUUGUCCCGCUUUGUCACACAAGCUUUGCCAUCUUCUUUCCCCUCCCAUCCUGUUGUGUAAAUUCACUAAUAUUGUGAUGGCAUGUUAAAUUUCAGCCCAUUUAAAUCUUAUCAAAUAAUUUAGCAUAAUUAUUUUAGACUCAGUGUGUCAUCACAUCUUGUUACUUACAGGGAUUAUAGAGUGGAUACUUGGCAAAAGAAAUGCAAAAUGGUCCACUUUUCUUACACGUGAUGUUCUGGAAAACGCAGCCAGGUAAGCUGAAACGUUUCUCAAAAAAAUAUUCAUUUUCAUUUCUGCAAAGCUUUUUUUAAAUAAAUCACAAAAUGGAGGUUUCGUCUAGAAAAACUUUUGGAGACAUGUGCUAUGGUGUAAAUGUAAUCCUAACGUGUAAGUUAAUGUGGAUAAUUAAUAUCCUGGGCUCAUGGUGGUCUUUGAAAUGAAACAUCUUCAGUAGUGCAGUGGUACUAUUAAUUUUGUGUUGCACAUUGUAAAUGUCGUUCUAACUUUUUGUCUGGUGGAGAAAUCAAGUAAAAGCUACAGUUGGUACCUUGCUUGGUACCUCUAUUUUGUCUUUCAGCGUACAGAACAAAGUUGUUAUUUCUCAUGACAUUUCAUUAAAUUUAGCACUCUUGACCAUUUAAGUGUUAACACAAAUAUUUAUUGUAACUUUUGAAGUUAAUAUACACAAUACAAAGUAUUUGCACUCUGUGAUGAGGUUUGAAUGUAGACACUGUUUCCCGCCAGUGUGAAUCUGAAAGAUAAGCCAUGUCUUGUUUAUGAUGAACAUUGAAUUGCUUUGUUUUUAUCAGUUUUAAGGAAGCUCGAGAUAUGCUGACAAAUGAUGAAGUGCUGGCUCCAGUUUAUUACAUUCUUGGGGGAACUAAAUCUGGCGAGGUAACAUAGCAUUUGAUUUAAUUCUGAAUGCAAGCAGCACUGAUUCUUGUUUUGAAACUCAGUGACUUGGUGAAGCCAUUUGCUGAGCUUGCUGUUGCAUACUAAAAGCAACUUUGUGAUUUCUUUUGAACGUUAAUGAGUAUGGUCAUAUCUUCAUUUAGAUUUAUUUAGACCUGUUUUGCAUCAUCUUACAGGGUGUAGUCAUAACACGUUCUCGAACAAAGUGCCUGAACCAGAUGAGGUAAAUAUUAUUGUCAAGUCUUACUGUAAAUGGUGCUCAGAAACAACUGUUGGCAGUCAUGCAUGGUUGUGUGUUUAUUUUACCUCUUUUAAUUUGAAAGCAUCUUGUACAUUGCCAGAGUUACGAAUAAAAUCCAUGCAAAUGAUCACAUUAAAUCUUCAACUAGGGUUGCUCUGUUCAUUACACUAACACUGAAGUGGUCAUCUACAUGCACCUUUGAAAUAGUACUAUCUACUGUUUUUUUUUAUCUUAAUCAUUCUGCAGCUAACCAAAAAAUGGAAAAAAGUACCAGACAUUAAAAUCAAUUCAUACUAAUAAAAAAAAUGUUAGUGUUAAUAAUAAAUUUAAUGAUUUAGUUGUUUUUGGAUGAUUUCAGAGUUCUGGUAAUUUAUUAGAAUCACAUGACACUAUUGUGCUUGUUGUAUUAUUUUUGUAUUUCAGCCUCAAUCCGUCAAAUAAUACCUGGUUUGUCCUGGAGACAAACUACGACAACUGGGAACCACCACUAGUGGUAGAUGACAGAAGGACCCCUGUGAGUUGCAAAACAAUCCUAUGUUAG
This is a messenger RNA of Porites evermanni, 7178 nucleotides long. Lineage: Eukaryota; Metazoa; Cnidaria; Anthozoa; Scleractinia; Poritidae. The record is from the annotation of a GenBank genome assembly.